AUGCAGUACCGACGAAUACUGAGUGUGGCCUUGGCCCUGUUGGGGUCCUCUGUGGCCUACAAGUCUCGCAGCUUCAACAGCAUUGACGCCGAGGAUGCUGGAAACCCCAUCCGCAAGGUAGUCACCAUGAUGGAGAAAAUGGGUAAGAAGAUCGAAGAAGAGGGCAAACACGAAGAAGACCUCUAUGACAAGUUUAAGUGCUACUGCAAGAAGACGAUGAGUGAGCUCGAGGCGAGCAUCCAGCAGCAGGAGUACAACCCCGUGACCCCGGCCGACAUCGAGGGCCGUGAGGCCGAGAUCAGCGCCCUCGAGCAAGAG
Symbiodinium necroappetens is the source of this 318-nucleotide messenger RNA. Lineage: Eukaryota; Dinophyceae; Suessiales; Symbiodiniaceae. The record is from the annotation of a GenBank genome assembly.